GAUAAGCAAUCCAUUAGGAGCAUCUGUAGUGCCACCUGGAACGCUUUUUUUUUCUCCAUCGAUGCUAACGAGUGUAGAGUUCUUUUUCCGGUUGCCAUCGUCCGAAGCGGCAAGAUGGUGCGAAUGAACGUGUUGGCAGACGCGCUCAAGUCGAUCAACAACGCCGAGAAGCGGGGCAAGCGGCAGGUGCUGCUGCGACCCUGCUCGAAAGUCAUCAUUAAAUUCCUCACCGUCAUGAUGAAGCACGGCUACAUCGGAGAGUUCGAGAUCGUGGACGACCACCGGUCGGGCAAGAUCGUGGUGUUCCUCAACGGGCGGUUGAACAAGUGCGGCGUCAUCAGCCCCCGCUUCGACGUGCAGCUCAAGGACACGGAGACGUGGAUGCGCAACCUGCUGCCCUCCCGACAGUUCGGCUACAUCGUGCUCACAACGUCUGGGGGCAUCAUGGACCACGAGGAGGCGAGGAGGAAACACCUGGGAGGCAAAAUACUGGGCUACUUCUUCUGAGAUAAAUAAAACAACGCUCUGCUGCCA
Molecule: messenger RNA, 534 nt
Organism: Ixodes scapularis (black-legged tick)
Lineage: Eukaryota; Metazoa; Arthropoda; Arachnida; Ixodida; Ixodidae
Product: 40S ribosomal protein S15a
Exons: 4
Coding region: 115-507 (130 amino acids)
Biological process (GO): translation
Cellular component (GO): cytosolic small ribosomal subunit; ribosome
Molecular function (GO): structural constituent of ribosome
Source: RefSeq, a predicted model, not a curated record